UGUGAGUUGAGAGCUCAUCUUCUCUUUAAAUUGCCUUCAAAACUUGGUGUAAUUGAAGAGAGAGAGAGAGGAAAGAAGCAUAUAUGGGUGGUUCUAAGGGGAAAAAGAAAGCAGUUCUAUAUGAACAACUUCGUUCUGCUACUAACUCCAGUGCUGUGAACAAAACCUCAAUUAUAGUAGACGCAUCAAAGUACAUACAGGAGUUGAAGGAAAAAGUAGACAGACUCAACCAAGAAGUUGGAGCAACUUCACGAAUUUCAACUCAUUACCAAAACCCAUUACCAAUGCAGGUUACUGUGGAAACCCUAGAAAGGGGAUUCCUGAUUAAUGUGUUUUCACAAAAGAAUUGUCCGGGCUUGCUCGUCUCAAUACUGGAAACCUUUGAGGAGCUGGGACUUGAUGUCAUCAAUGCUACGGUUUCUUGUUCAGACUGUUUCCAACUAGAAGCCGUUGGAGGAGAAAAUCAAGGACAGGACGACAGCAUAGAUGCUCAAGUGGUAAAACAAGCAGUGUUGCAAGCUAUCAGGAAUUGGAGUGAAAAUUGUUAGCAACAGUAAUAAUCUAGCCACCAUCUCUUGCUGUCCCCAUUUCUCUUUUUCGGUUUUUCUUUCUUAUUAAUUUCUUUUCCCUGUAGCCUAUAUAUAUAUAUAUAUAUAUAUAUAUUUUUCCGGGGUAAUUAAUCUUUGUUUUUUCUUCUAGUCAUCAAAGUUACAUAGGUUGGGAAUGUCUGUAGCUUCUAUUUAAUCUCUACCAUGAUGACAAAAGAUUUUUUCAACUGCAUGCAUUUCCCAACUGUAAAUAAAUGAAUUCUUAAAAAGGAAAAAAAAUAUAGAACUGUA
This is a messenger RNA of Cornus florida, 839 nucleotides long. Its product is annotated as transcription factor SCREAM2-like. Gene Ontology annotation, biological process: regulation of DNA-templated transcription. Gene Ontology annotation, molecular function: DNA-binding transcription factor activity; sequence-specific DNA binding. Gene Ontology annotation, cellular component: nucleus. The coding region runs from base 84 to 548 and encodes 154 amino acids. The transcript is spliced from 4 exons. The record is from RefSeq and is a predicted model, not a curated record. NCBI's taxonomy places the organism in Eukaryota, Viridiplantae, Streptophyta, Magnoliopsida, Cornales, Cornaceae.